Exophiala bonariae is the source of this 576-nucleotide messenger RNA. RefSeq lists its product as uncharacterized. Lineage: Eukaryota; Fungi; Ascomycota; Eurotiomycetes; Chaetothyriales; Herpotrichiellaceae. The record is from RefSeq and is a predicted model, not a curated record. Bases 1 to 576 code for a protein of 191 amino acids. The transcript has a single exon.
AUGGUGAUCGAAAAUUCACUACCAUCAGCACUUCGCGAUCCAACAAUCCACAUUACAACUCAUAACGCUGACGGCAAAGCGACACUAUAUUCUGCCGCACCAAGUCAAUGGUCAUGGGUGGAAGAAUUUGGCGUCGGGCUCAACGCAGUCUACACAACCUCGACGAUGCCGGUGUCGAUGAACGACGACAAAGAUCUCAAGUCUCAUGAAGCAAACAUGACAUCCGGGCCCAAUCUAUCCCUCGUGCAGAAAAACGGCACAGUGUGCCGGUUCGUCGAUUAUGCGCCGGAGAGUCCUCCACUCAUGCACCGUACGCAGAGUCUAGACUACGGGGUGGUUAUUAGUGGCGAGAUGGUGAUGGAGCUGGAUGAUGGCAGCACAACAUCGCUGAAGCCUGGCGAUGUUGUCGUGCAACGUGGUACCUAUCACGCUUGGCGUAAUCCAAGUAAGACGACAUGGUCGAGAAUGCUCUUUGUCUUGCAGGAUAGUGAGCCUUUGCUUAUUGGUGGGGAGAGGCUGCGGGAGGAUAUUGGUGAUGCCGUGAAUCAUAUUCCGAAGAGUGGAAAUGAUGAGUAG